CACUCUCUCUCUCUCUAUAUGGGGAAGCCAUAAGCUCUUCCAUGGAGCUUGGAACCCAAAAAUCUUAGUCCCAGUGUCCCACCAUCUAUUUCAUUGAGCUGUGUUUGGGGUAGGCUAGCUUAUCUUCCUAAACUACCUUGUAAUUUCUGGUACCACAAUACUCUCUCUCUAUCUCUUACUAUGAUUUGGCAGCUUUCCGAGUUUUUUUUAAUAUUUUAUUUUAUUUUUAGUAACUGGACCACUUUUUCACUGCCUAGCUAUAAUGUGUGUGUUUCCUUGUAUAGCUGCCUUGCCUCCACUAAGGAAGCACAUAUUUAACCUGUCAACUUUUGCUUCUUUUUGAGUGCUUCUUGAUUGAAAUUUAUUACUUCUACUACUAGUUUUUGCUCUCUUUUGAACCCUCCCAUAUUCUUUCUUGAAAUUUUUCUUUCUAUUCUAUUCUGGGUUCUUAAGAAGAUUGGUAAAUUUCACUACUUUGAAAACUUUUGAUCUCAAAAGAUUCAUAUUGAAUGGGCUUAGCAUAAUAGCAUGUGUUUUUUUAGUCAAAUUGAGGUUUGUGGUGUAGAAAAUUAAGCAUUUUUGGUGAAUAGAAGAAGAGUUGAGAGGGAACUUGAAUUGGGUUUUUUUGGUUGAGGGUUUGUAAAAAAAAGAUGGGGUCUUGGAGCUAUUUGUCUGGGGGUGGGGGUGGGGGUGGGGGUGGGGGUAAGGGUUUAGUGUGUGAUGAAUCUGUUUCUAUGAGUGAUCAUGGAGUUGCAAGAAGUAGAAAUAAUGGGUUGAUGGGUUGGGAAUUGAGUGGGUUUGAAGGCAUUGGGAAUCAAGGAUUUGUGGAAUUGGGUUCUCAAGAUUUGGUGAGAAAAGCUGCCAUGGCUAAUAACAAUUCCAGAGGUUUUGCAGGUUUUCACAAUGUGUUCUCUAGGGAAGAUGAUUCUUCUCCUAAUUCCAGAGAUUCAUCUCUCAUUGACUUGAAACUUGGGGGAUUUCCUGAUCAUAUCAAACCCCCCAAGCCCAACAACACCUCUUCUUCUUCUUCAGCUCAGUCAUCUGCCCCAGCCAAGAGAUUUAGGGGGGGUGGGGGAGGAACCAAUUCCCACCAGACCCCCCCAUAUUGCCAGGUUCAAGGCUGCAAGAAAGAUCUCACCUCUUGUAAGGACUACCACAAGAGGCAUAAAGUGUGUGAGGUUCAUUCCAAGACUGCUAAGGUCAUUGUGAAUGGUAUCGAGCAACGCUUUUGCCAGCAAUGUAGCAGGUUCCAUUUACUGGCUGAAUUUGAUGAUGGCAAACGCAGCUGUCGUAAACGCUUAGCUGGUCACAACGAGCGUCGAAGGAAGCCUCAUACCGGUAUGCAUUCUGCCAGAACAGGGAGGCUUUUCCAGUCAUAUGCUGCUACUAGGUUUCAAGGGACAGCUUUUUCGACAUCGUCUUUUGUUUGUCAAGAUAUACUGCCCGGAAGCCUUCUGCAUCCGCAGAAAUACGAGACGAAUGAUUGGUAUAGGAAUGUGAAAGUUGAGGAAGGGACGGAUUUUUGCCCUCAACUAGCAAUUCCUUUAACAAAUGGUUCAUAUAACUCGGAGAAACAUUGUCCUCAUGAGAGUAGUAAUUCGUAUCUACACGAAAUGGCGGGGCAAGAUUUCGUUCCACGGGCUGUCUAUCAUCAUAGCACGACGUUGGGUAGUGAAGUUCUGAGCUGUUCUAUUCAGGGCCUGUCUGGGAUAUCGAAUUCUGGGCGUGCUCUCUCUCUUCUGUCAUCCCACUCGCAGACUUCCGGGGCUCAUUCCCUUAUCAAUCCGGGGACUAAUGAACAUUAUGAUAUGGCACAAGUAUCUGAGAAGUUGUUGGGGGUUAGUCCACCUGCCUCAACAACCGCUUUGUCUCCAUCUGAGGAUGCUCGCUUGCAACAGAUGAUGCUGUUUUCUAACGCUGCUCAGACGUAUGCAAUCAACCCGAUUGUUCAAGGAUCGGGAUAUGUGAAUGUGAAGAACCAAAUUUCUGGCGAAGAACAACAUGGCCCUACUAUCGAUUUGCUUCAGCUCUCAUCACAGCUUCAAAGAGUGGAGCACGAAAGGCACUCGGUGCAAGUGAAGCAAGAAAGUGGCGCUUUCUCUGGCCUUAGAAUCACCUGACUGCUAGCUAGCUAUCGAUCUGAGAAUCUAUCGAGGAAGCACAAAGAAGCCAGGAAACGUUUGUGGUGUUGAUUCUUUUCGUUUACUUUUUUCGUGUGCUGCUGACAAUGCAACUACUGUUCUUUCAAACUUCUUCUUCUGCUUUCAUAUGCAAAUCAUUUGGUUUUCUCUGAUGCUUAAUUGAUGCAAUAAUAAUCAUGACUUUUUGUUGAAUCCCAUGUUAAGUUGUAUAUGAAUUCAUUCUCUCCCUCUUCCCCUUGUUGCUUUACUAUCAAAAAAGCAAAAAUAAGAAUCUUGUUUCAGUAUCA
Molecule: messenger RNA, 2428 nt
Organism: Ipomoea nil (Japanese morning glory)
Lineage: Eukaryota; Viridiplantae; Streptophyta; Magnoliopsida; Solanales; Convolvulaceae
Product: squamosa promoter-binding-like protein 6
Exons: 4
Coding region: 651-2120 (489 amino acids)
Cellular component (GO): nucleus
Molecular function (GO): DNA binding
Source: RefSeq, a predicted model, not a curated record